UUGUGAAUAAUAUACGCCCAACAAUCUCAACUCGACUCUUUACUUGUCUUAACAUCACACUUGGUCACUGUUAAUUCAACAGUUCCAUUUGUGAUUCAACCUACUUACCAUACUUAGUGGUGUUAAAAUUUUAUCCCAACUUGUAAAGACGUAAUUCCUAGGGUAGCGUGUCACUUAAGUUGGACGUUUUGUUAAUUUUCAUGUUUAUUUGUAUAAUUACUAGUAACGGUACGCAGUUUUAAAGAAAGAAAAGUAAUCAUCGAUUUACUGAAGUAAAAUGUCUGGAGCUCUCUAUUCUGUGUUGUGAGAUGCAAAUAGGUAUGCCAACAUGGAUAUCAACAAUGACAGCGACACAGAGUCAAGGAAUUCAUCGCAAGGAAGUAGUGAUUCAGGUGCAGCAGCAAUCGCAGAUAAUCAAGUACUAACGUUUGACAACUCUUCUCAUCAGAGCAAUGAUAGUACUACAGAUGACGAAAAUGAAAAAUUUACUUCAGAGCAAGCUCCUCAGGAUUUCGAUUUAUCAUUACCAGUAUCCCAUUCUUAUUUGGGAACCAAUCUGGAAGAGUUGAGAGGCAGAACGAUCCUAGAUGAAGGAAUUUACUUAAACUUACCAUUGCUAAUAAAAGAUUCUAUGAUAUUAUUUCCUGGUCAAACGUUGCCAUUAGCAGUAUUUAACAUAAAUAUCAUUACUAUGUUAGAAAAGUGUAUUCAAGAUAAUCGUACUUUUGGUGUUCUGUGUUAUCACGAAAAUAAGAUUGAAAAUAUUGGCACAACUGCAGAGAUUUAUGAAUUUUCACAUGGUAGCAGUCCUGGAGAAGGAUUACGCAUAAAAGCAAAAGGCAGGCAACGUUUUAAGAUUCUACAGUUCAAAGAAGGAGCAAAUAGAACAUUGGCAGAUGUCAAAAUAAUGCCAGAAAUAACACUUUCCCAUCCACUUUUUGGUGGAUUAAGAUCUAUGGACCAUCUCAGCUUAAGAUCUAUUAAUGGCAAAGAACAGAAACAACAAGAUCAUUUAGAAGUAUUUGAAUCCAUGAACACUUCUUGGCCAGCAUUUGUUUAUAGGCAGUAUGAUUCACAUAGGCUCUCAUAUGCUAUUAAGCAACAGCUUCAGUUUAUUGAAAUCAGGGGCAGUUUUAUACCCAUGAAUCCAACAGACUUGUCUUUUUGGGUUGCACAAAACUUACCAUUAAGUGAUGCAGAGAGAAUCAAAUUAUUAACAUACGAUUGCGCUGUUUCAAGAUUACAAUGGGAAUUGGAUUAUUUGACAAAAGAUCGUGUACUUGUCUGCCACAAUUGUGAAAAUGUGAUAGGAAAACAUGCAGAUAUAUUUCCAAUGAGUCAAGAUGGUCCACAAAACACAUUUUGUAAUGCAGGUGGUUACACUCAUGACACUGUGACUCUUUAUCAUGCCAAAAACCUUAAAAAGCAUGAUGACAGACCCUCGCCAGAUUAUAGUUGGUUUCCCGGGUAUGCAUGGACAAUCGUAGAAUGUAAAUUUUGCUCAAUCCACAUGGGUUGGUUGUUUACUGUCAUAAAAGACAAAAAAUUAAAACCAACGUCAUUUUGGGGACUUGUGCGGAGAAAUUUAGAAUCAAAAAAACUCGGUGAUGACUUCGAUACAGAAUGUGAAAAUACUACCUUGUGAUCAGAA
This is a messenger RNA of Copidosoma floridanum, 1651 nucleotides long. It is a transcript of the gene ohgt, whose product is annotated as E3 ubiquitin ligase component cereblon. Gene Ontology annotation, cellular component: Cul4A-RING E3 ubiquitin ligase complex. The record is from RefSeq and is a predicted model, not a curated record. Gene Ontology annotation, biological process: protein ubiquitination. NCBI's taxonomy places the organism in Eukaryota, Metazoa, Arthropoda, Insecta, Hymenoptera, Encyrtidae.